Epinephelus lanceolatus (giant grouper) is the source of this 7850-nucleotide messenger RNA. Its product is annotated as ligand-dependent corepressor. The record is from RefSeq and is a predicted model, not a curated record. Gene Ontology annotation, biological process: regulation of transcription by RNA polymerase II. Lineage: Eukaryota; Metazoa; Chordata; Actinopteri; Perciformes; Serranidae. Gene Ontology annotation, cellular component: nucleus. Gene Ontology annotation, molecular function: DNA binding.
GACGAACGGUAGAAAAUGGCGAGCCCAUGUAAACUGCAGCAAUGCACUAUCGACAGGCGCGGCUUUCGUCAGGAACUUGACUCGUGGCGACACAAACUCAUUCACUGUGUAGGUUUUGAGAGCAUUCUCGAAGGUCUGUUCGAUCCAGAGCUGGUAGAAGACCUAAAAUUAUUUAAGGACUUGGAGCCAAUAGCAGUGUCUGACUGGUCAUUUGAUGAAAAUUGUCUAUUCUGCUGUUUGAGACGAGACAAAGUAAAGGAACACUUAAUUAGCUUAAGCAACGAGGGGCUUGAAGACACACCCAAACCUCUCCUGGUUAAAGAUCAGACCACCAUCAGCAGACUAGAGAAGCAAGCCGAGGAAUUUCUCAAUGCAGUCCUCUGCAGAAAAGAUGUGCCAAAUUUCUCGGACCCACACAUUCCAGUAGUGGCUCGAGAGAUCCUCCAGAGAAUGAUCCGACAGUUUGCUGCCGAAUAUACCUCAAAAACCAGCUCCACUCAGGACAGUGGCUCUGACUUGCAGCCUCGCUCUGACCAAAGCCUGCCGACCCCGCCCUUGCUCUCAGGGGCUCGUCCUUCUACCAGCCCUGCUGCCACCCUGACUGGGCCUGCGCACAACCAGAACCCCGUCCUCAGCAAGCUCCUCAUGGCUGACCAGGAUGCUCCUCUUGACCUCACCAUCAAGAGGCCCCCGGCUGUGCCCACCGAACAAGAUGGAGUUCUUGACUUAUCUAUCAAAAAGAAUCGUAAUAGCAGCAGCCUGCCUGUCCGCAGUCCCUGCCUUUCUCCAGUUACAUCAACGCUCAAAGGGCGAUCCUUGAGAGCGGACGGGCAGGUCGGGCUGUUUAUGAGGAGCCUACAGGAUGGGAGGAGGAGGGAGAAUAUCGGCCACUCCACCCGCUAUAAGCCUUCCUCAUCUCUUGCAUACUCGCUGCACAUCAAAGAGGAGCCCGAUCUGGAGAGCGACCCAGAGUCACCUCUCAGCCACAGCUCCAGACCUACUGACCUUUUCAAAAAUGGAUCUGCUUCCUGGAAUUCUAAAAGUCAUUUUGGGGCCCUCCUCAAACUCAAAACCAACAGUGAGGCUAGUGAGCACCUUAAAGACAUACCCAGGUUGUUGGAAGCUGCUGGACUUUGGACAAAGUCACUUGCCUAUGAGAAAGGAAACCUCCAGGAGGCCUGCAGGGACCACAGCCUCUCCCUUUCUCAUUCAUCAUCUUUUGACCUCAAGAUUCCCCAGGUGCGAGUUUUGGCAACAGGAACCGACUCGUCUUGGGAUUCUUUGUCCCCACUGUAUUCAGGAUCAGCUUGUGAGAACGGUCUGGGAAAGGCACUUCGGUCUAUUUUACCCAGGCAGAUCCAGAAAAAGAGCAGUGGAGGUAUUAGUAGCUCAGGUUCAGAGAAAGAAUACUGGCCUUACGACACUGACCGCAAAACCGUGGGGGGAAGCUACCCACUGGAUUCAGAGUCAGACCUAGGUAACAAGCAGCCAAGGAAGAAGCGCGGGCGAUAUCGGCAGUACAACACUGACCUGCUUGAAGAGGCUAUCGAAGUGGUCAUGGGUGGGAAAAUGAGUGUGUCUAAAGCCCAAACGAUCUAUGGCAUUCCACACAGCACCCUGGAAUACAAAGUUAAAGAGCGACUGGGGACCUUGAAACAUCCCCCGAAAAAGAAGCUGAAGCUGAUAAAGUUGGAGGAGCAGGGUGUUUCACGGUCCCCUGAGAGAAAGGACCUCAAACACUCUGUGCUCAUUGUUUCUGAGAAGAGAGAGAGUGCAUCUGACGAAAAUGGAAAUGAUUUCCAUGAGGGAAGCCUCUCGUCAAAUGAGUGAUAUAUCCGCAGAGUACUAAUGAUGAUGUACUUUUUAACAUGACAGAUGUUGCAUUUGCCAGACAGUGGUAGUAGCUGAUUUGUUUUUCCAUAGAACAUUAAUAUCUGUGUGUAACAUUUAAAAUGAAAUAUUCUUAACUUACUUAAUCUGCCCCCUCACUUUUGGUCAAUAAUACAUAAAUAUGUUUGGCCAUCGAAGCUAAACACUUAAGUGUCUCCCUGCCCUACAUAUUGUGCCUGAAAGGCAUGCAUGCUAUUUAUGAAUUCUAACAUGUUAAUUUUUAAUUAAUUUCACUUUAUUUAUUUAGGUUAUGUUUAGAAAAUAAUCAUUUCUGGCUCUUAAAAUGUAUUCUCUACACACACAGCCAGAUUGAAUCAUGUCUGAGGACAUGGCGCCCCUCAGUGUCUUUUCUCAGUACUGUCCAGAGCACUAGGCUAUAUGUUCAAACUGAAUAUAUGUAUAGUUAAUAUGUAUGCCCAGAUGGAUGACAGCGAAGGCUUGUGUCAUUGUUUUGCAAAUGCACAUCUGUGACUGAAAUGGACACUGGAGAUGUAAGAAAAUAAAACACUAAUAUAUUCAGAGUAUAUAUUAAUUCCAAACACUAUAUCCAAAAUAUUUAUUUAUUAUUCUAGUUUGUUGGAAUAGCAUGAUGUGUCAUCCAGAUUCCACUCUCCUUUUUAAAUCCGAAUUAAGUUUAUCUUCACGAGCAUGACACAUUUUUUCCACCUAUAUUUUUUUCUCUGUGUCUUGCUGUCCUACGUGAACGGUGUUAUUAUUUUCAUUGCCUUCACUGCACUCAGGAUCACUUCAGAUUGGGAUGCAGUACUUGUCAGUCAAAGAUAAUAUCUCUAUCAGAUAACAGAUCACUGUACACGCAUAAAUAUACCUCAGCUAAAGAUAUGCUUAACUAAACCAUUGCCUCAUGUGAGUCACCUCUAGCGGGGAAGGAUAACACGCUCAAAUCCCCCUUUUGAGGUAACAUUUCAGGAUGUCUUACUGACAAGUAUGUGUUCUACUCUCAGAUGUCUUCACAACUUACCUUAAAUAGUUAUCAGUAGCAUUUCAGUGCCAGUGUGAACCUUCGGGGCAUUUCAGUUCUUUGUGAUUCAGGGCUUGUCUGUCAGAUUUCAGGUAUUUUCUCUGGGAAUGUCUUUCUCCAAGUCAUGAGAAGGGCAGAUUUUUUUUUCUUUUACCAUCAAAAUAAUGCAAAUAUAUAAUUAGUAUUUCGUACAUAUUUAUGAUGUAUGAACAUGUUAUACAAAUACUGUACAUACACACACAUCUUGCUUGCCCAUGGCACAUGAUAAAGAAUUGUCUCUUCAGGUCAUUUAAUAACACUCGCCUGGUUUGUGUGAAUGGAACUGUGUUAACGUGCCCGACUUAUUCACAGUCACAACAAACUCUUGGUAUCAGACAAUUCCUAACUCUCUGAAAUACAUUCAGGUACAUCUUAAAAUGUUAACUUCAGGAAAAGUAGAAAACAACAUUAGUCCUGUGUUUGUGUGAGUCUAAAUAAAAUCUAGGAGCAGUUUUGUCAUUUUUAGCAGCUCUUAGCUCAAAGUCAUUAAAAAACAAAACUUUUAUCAAGCAAUAUUAACAGCUCGAGCCUAAUGUACCGGCUGACGGUGCUAGCUUACUUACAUUUGCUGGCUAGCCGAGUUAGCUACUGUUACAAUCAUGCCUCAAACCACACCCACCUAUUUCUGACGUUACCAACGCAAAAAUUCAAUGAAAAUGUCUCAUCACAGUGGAGAGGAAAAGUGAUAAUCUUAAUUAUCUCAUACUGCAAAACACUUACUUAGAUUUGAUUAACCUUUUAUUGUUUCUAAUUACUAGUCAUAAACAAGCCCAGAAUUAUUAACAGGUCAUUACUGCUUCCACAACAAUGCUUUAUGGAUUUAUAGCAAUUUUUUAAUUUGGGGGGAAAACUGCAUCUUGAAGCACCAUGUAAGAGUGUGGGUUAACACUUUUCCUCUGCCAUUUCCUUGAGAUAAUUCUGUUUUACCUGGCUAUAAUACACCUGAGGUUGAUGCUAUUUCCUUAAAAUUAGUAUUAUAGAUUUGGUUGGGUCAUGGUGCUGUUACAUACAUAAAGGUUAGUAUUAAAAAUCUUAAAAAAGGCCUGUCCGGUGUUGCCAUUAUAUGCCGUUUUCAUUGAAUUUUUGCCUGGUGGACUCGGCAGAGAGAACUCCCUGUUUUUGACUCUGUCUUGUCCGUUAUCUUGCUCUAUCAGGACACCUCAUCGUGCAUUAUCACUAAUACCUCAGGACAUUCCAGAAUAUGGGAUCAUGGCCCAUUAUUCUUUUAUCAGGUCGAUACACAGCUCUAGCAAAUCUCGGUUAUUAUUUGUUGCGAAUUCUUCAGGAUUUUUGAUGUACACAAUGUUGCUUAAAAGAAAGUCGAUGUUUUGAUGAUCGGAGCUUCACUACAAGCAUUUAACUCAGCUAUUAUAUUUGCUGGCAUAUAUGACAUAAAAUCGUCUGGAUUGUAAACAUUCUUAAAUGAGAGUUGGUUCAACAAUAACGUAUAGUUCAGGGACUUGCACACUUGUAUGUUAAAAGCACUGUAAUAACAGAGUAACUUUAUGUUAGAUGGUAAACUUCCUAACUUUUUGGGUUCUCUUAUUCUUAGUUGUAUUUGUAUACUAUCUCCAAUUCUUUGAUUUCAUUGAUUUGUUGUUGUUUUAUUGAUUUGAUGUUACAAUUUGCAUUUCCUCUCACUUACAGGUAAAAAUCUUCAUUAUGUUUAACUAAUCAAGCACUCUAAAUUUCAUGAUUUUUAUAUGUAUUCACAUAAUGUCUGAAUAACUUUGCCUCGGUUGAAAAAGUAAAACAAAGCAGUUACUUUAAGUACAAUUAAGUAAAAUCUAGUCACUGAUUCACUUUCAUUAAUUCAGUUAUUCUUGCAUUGACAAUCAUCCAGCAUUAAAAGUCACUCUUAGCUCUCUCGUUCAGAGAAAUGCAUUUUAAAUGCAUUUUAAUUAAUAUAUUAAAGAUAAAGGAGCGCUUUGGGUUUGACAGGUUAAACAUUUUUUGUGCUUAUUGUCUAUUGUAGCAAAUCUAAUGGUCGACUACCUCAUCUGGAAAACCCAUAUCACAGUCUACUGUUGUCAUAGCUGUUUAAUGUAGCAAUUUCUCAUGCACACAGCACAGUUUAUUGUAAAAUUCUUCGAGCAAAGGCAAAUAGUUUACAAAAAAGAGCUGUCAGAAAGUUAUAAAGGACAGUAGAAAAUCUGUCAAGUUCAACUCUAUGUAAAUAUUUCAGUGUAUCCUUGUAGUUAAUUGCAGCCUGAUCUAUUUAAUGUUUUCUUUGUCUCAAUACUUUUUUUCUUUUUUGGGGUGGGGAUGUUGUUCAGACAGUUGCGACAAAAGCAUUUUUGAUGAUCUCCUGCUGUGGAGAAACCUUAAUGUUCCCAAAGUGGGGAAAGAGUUUAUGUCCCCUUAAGUUCCUUCUCAAACUUAUGAUAUGUUUGGAGUUAUUUUGUUAAUGCAGUAUUUAUUAAUCAGUAUUUAUUAAUUAAUGGUUUUAUCACCACUUAAGUAACCAUGAAUGUAGACUGCUUUAAUCAAACAAAAAUCUAUUCACAUAAGUGUUGAUAGACAUAGAUAACGAUUAAAUGGUAUAUUUAACUGUCUUACAUAAUAGAUGUAUAGGGAUAACAUUUAAGAUUGUCCCACUUUAUUCUGACAUAAGUUGGGUAUCUUUUGCUCAUUUAAUAUAAUGUAUGAGGAUACAAGUCUAAAUGACUUAAGAGUACCCCUGUCCAUAAAGAUAUGUACAGAUUGUGUAUAUUUGAUUUAACAUUAACAAUGUAUAAAGGAAUGACACUGGGUAUAUUUUGCAUGAUUGGAUUAAAUUAUAUGUGUCAGUGGGAAGUUAGUUGUAAAUGGUGAAGUUUAUCGUUGAGGAUGUUUUAUUGAAAAUACUUGAGUGUUGGUGUGUUUACCGUCAAGUCAGCAAUGUAUUGAUAGGCUAGAUUAACUGUGAACGUGAAAUAUCCUGUAACCAGUUCAAAAUCUGGUUAGUAGUUCACUGAAGAUGUUUGAUAACAUAUAGUAGUUCAUAGUUGCCAGAUUAUUUAUAUCCCUACUGUGCAGUAUAUGAACAUUGUGGAUAAGUUAACACAUCCAUGUUUGUGUGCUUGUGAAAUAUUGUGGAAAUGAGUUUGGUUUGCUUCUGCUUAUUAGAUUGGUUAUUUUAUUCCUCUGGAAGAAAAAGGCAUGUGCUUUGUGUCAGUUCCUUACUGCAACGCUAAGUGAAACAGAGAGUAAAACCCUCAGGGACAAAACACUUACCACUUGUUAUUCAGGUACUCCACUUUACUCCUUAUGCCUUGUAUGCAGGGAUGUGAAGUUAAUGAACUUAGCAAAAAAAUUGGUCAGGUUCCAGUUCCAGCAAAUGUUAUAUUUUUUAAUCUCUAAAAUUUAUUUUUUAAUCUCUAAAAAAUACAACUGAGAUAUUUUGGCAUGCUGUACAAAUCAUCAUUUUGUGUUUGGAGCCAAAAAACCCAUAGUACACCUUUUCACUUUUUAUUUUAUUAUUAUUAUUUUUUUAUUAUUUUUAUAUUUUAUCACACAAUUAAUGUCAAUACAACCUCAGUGUAGGUAAGAUGUUGACCAAUGGAUAUUUAAUUAACAAGUUUCUUUCCAGGUCAGUGCCUCAAACAGCACAUAUUUAUUAAAAAAAAAAUGUGUAAAUGUAACACCAUGAAACUGCAUUUUUGAACAUACCAACAAAAAGUCCUAAGUCUCUUCUCAUGUACUGUAUUAGGGCAUUCACACCGGCCACUUCAAAGGUUGUAUUGUUAACUUUGCGGUUUAAAAGCUGAAAUCUAUAAUGCUUUUAAUCACUGUUUGUCCAUGCAUCUCCUGGAGUAUACUUAAACUAAAACACACAGCUACAUUUGCCUGUGUGUUUGACAGUUCAAAAAAUUAAUUAUAAAAAUCCAAAUUUAACUUUGCCACUUUUUUUUAUAUAGCUGGAAACUAGCACUGAGUAGAGGCUACCCAGAAAGCUUAACACUAGAUAUUCAUGAUUCUUGCAGUAGCUUUAAAGGUGACAACAUGUGAAAGGUUAUAGAUUUCAGCUUCGCAUUUUCAAAAUAAAACUAUGAGUAGCAUAUUUGGCAAUGCAGCAGUAAAAGUUGCAUACAAAUAUACAAUUAGUUUUUAAGUAUCUGUUUUAAGCAAAUUUUAGACAGUGUUCAUUAGAAUAUAUUUUUUUUCUAACCACAUGUUCAUUUUACAGUUGCCAGCACCUCUUGCUCAGCAACACACGCUGUGGGCGAAGCUAUUUCUCUUAUUCAUUACUCAGCAUAGCCUUGUGACGUGUCACCUCAGGAAUCCAGAUGUGGUUUCAUUUGUUUAUUUUCUUCUUACAAGACCACAGUGUAGCUUUGGGAGGACUUUUUUUUUUUUUUUACAAAGAAAAUAAACUUUUCACAGUUAUAAGAUACAUAUAUUUUUGGCAUAAUGUGAUGGUAUAAAUGCUCCAAAGGUCUUGGAAGAUUUUGUAAUAGGCCUACCUCACUGGAAGAAAACUCUAGCCAGAAAUACAGAAACAUGCCCCCCUCAGUUGACUGACUACAUUAGAUUUGUAUUGGCACAAACAAAACCUCACAGGUAACAGAAUAACUAACUCUGCAUAUGUUCAAUCGCGCUUGAUUUUUCUUUUUCUUGUUAAUUUGUCUUACGUUGUUGAGCACUUGUAUCUAAAUGUCACCCUUUGCACUAGCUAUUAAAUACAUGAAAACUUGACAAAAAUGAUGUACUCUGUAUUUCCCUCCAAUGUAUUUGCUCUUUCAAGUGAUAAACAUGUGUUUGACUUGUUUUAAUCAAAGUGGGCCACCAUUACUAAAUGUCUUGUGCAUGUGUAAGAAUUUCUUGAUGUAUACUGUAACAAAAGGCACCACUGUGCAAAGAAGAAAAUGUAAUAGCUGUAACAAUGUAAUUGGUCAAGUUCACUGGAUGAAAGAUUCACUUUUAAAAUCACCUAUUCUUCUAAUAAAUAUGCAAUGAUAAG